CCGGUGCGCUCGCUCUGCCUCGCCUGGGGCAUGGCCAGUGAUUCAUUUCUACUGCCAAAGCCCUGUGUUGACAUUGAAAGGGUGUUAUCGCGGGUGCUGGUACACCGGUGAGGGUGUACCCGUUGGUAUAAGAACAAAGCCGCGGUGCUGCCCGUACCCACAGAGCCCAGCCGAGACCAGCACUGCCGCCGAGCCGCCGACAUGAAGCACCUCCUCCUCCUCGCCGUGCUCUGCCUUUCCUUGGCCAGCAGCUUGAAAAGGGUGACCCUGAAGCGGUACCCCUCCCUGAGGAAGUUGCUGCGGGACCGCGGGCAGCUCUCCCACUUCUGGAAAGCCCACAGGCUGGACAUGGUCCGGUACAGCGAGGACUGCACUGCCUUCACGGAGGCCAACGAGCCCCUCAUCAACUACCUGGACAUGGAGUAUUUUGGGCAGAUCUCCAUUGGGACCCCCCCCCAGAACUUCACCGUGAUAUUCGACACGGGCUCCUCCAACCUCUGGGUGCCAUCCGUCUACUGCGUCAGCAAAGCCUGCGCUAAGCACACCAAGUUUCAGCCGUCACAGUCCAGCACGUACCAGGCGGUAGGGACUCCCUUCUCCAUCCAGUACGGGACCGGCAGUCUGACGGGGGUCAUCGGAUCUGACCAAGUAGUUGUUGAGGGCCUCACCGUGAGCAACCAGCAGUUUGCAGAGAGCGUCAGUGAGCCAGGAAAAACCUUCCUGGAUGCCGAAUUCGAUGGGAUCCUGGGGCUGGCUUACCCCUCGCUGGCCGUGGAUGGGGUCACCCCCGUCUUUGACAACAUGAUAGCACAAAAUCUGGUGGAGCUGCCGAUGUUCUCCGUCUACCUGAGCACGAAUCCUGAAUCCUCCCUGGGAGGAGAACUGCUUUUCGGUGGCUUUGACCCCUCUCGCUUCACGGGGACCCUGAACUGGGUGCCGGUCACCCAGCCAGGGUACUGGCAGAUCCAGUUGGACAACAUCCAGCUGGAUGGGACAGUGGCUUUCUGCGAGAAUAGCUGCCAGGCCAUCGUGGACACCGGGACGUCGCUCAUCACAGGUCCCACCAAGGAUAUAAAAGAAUUGCAAAGCUAUAUUGGUGCCACACCUGUGGAUGGAGAGUACGCCGUGGAGUGCAGCAACCUCAACGUGAUGCCCGACGUGACCUUCACCAUCAACGGGCUCCCCUACACGCUCAGUGCCCAGGCCUACACCCUCAUGGAGUACAGCGACAACAUGGCCUUCUGCACCAGUGGCUUCCAGGGGAUGGACAUUGCCCCUCCUGCAGGACCCCUCUGGAUUUUGGGCGACGUUUUCAUCCGUCAGUUUUACUCCGUCUUUGACCGUGGAAAUAACAGGGUGGGGUUGGCCCCUGCCACCCCUUAGGGCUGUGGCAUCCCAUGGGGCAGGAGGGGAAUGGAGCCACUGGGCUGCUGCCCUCGGGCAGGGCGGGGGAUUUCACGGCUGCAUCAGUGUCCCCAGAGGUGAUGAAGACACCUGGGGACUGCGGCUGAAGAGCCCAGCAGAAGUUCAGUCCGCACCAGAAAGCCAUUUAAUAACGAAUAUAAAAAUGUCUUGAGCAGCUCUGUGAUCUGCUUUGCAGAUUCUCUUUUUUCACACACGGGUCAAUAAAAGCUUUAAUAAAACAAAAC
Molecule: messenger RNA, 1649 nt
Organism: Harpia harpyja (harpy eagle)
Lineage: Eukaryota; Metazoa; Chordata; Aves; Accipitriformes; Accipitridae
Gene: CTSE
Product: cathepsin E
Exons: 9
Coding region: 202-1383 (393 amino acids)
Biological process (GO): proteolysis
Cellular component (GO): endosome
Molecular function (GO): aspartic-type endopeptidase activity
Source: RefSeq, a predicted model, not a curated record